GCGGGACAGGGGGAACGGGAGCCCUCCCUGCACCGGCGGGGAGUGGCGGGGGGCGGCAGCCGAGAGGCGGCACCUGGAUCCUUCCUCCGUCUCCAUCACUCCGCGGCUGCCGAGGAACGGUCGAGCGGAACGGAGAGGGGUCUUUACUACUAUGCUGACUCACCCAAAAUGUCCAUAGAAGAAUAAUGGAAGCCCCUGAAUACCUUGAUUUGGAUGAAAUAGAUUUUAGUGAUGAUAUAUCGUAUUCCGUAACUUCUCUCAAGACCAUUCCAGAAUUGUGUAGAAGGUGUGAUUCACAAAAUGAAGACAGAUCAGUUUCCAGCAGCAGCUGGAACUGUGGAGUCUCAACUCUUAUUGGAAAUGCGCAGAAACCAUCAGGAAUUGCAGAUGUGUGCAAUAAAUUCAGACCAGUGAAGAGGGUUUCGCCAUUAAAGCAUCAGCCAGAAAGCUCUGAGAACAAUGAAAUCGAUGACCACAAGAACCAGAAGGGAGAAUAUCAGAAAGGUAGUGAUUCUCAAUCUGCACCUCCAAAUGAUGACCAGAGUCCAGGAGAAGAAGAGAGCCUUAAAAGCAAAAACAUUGAGCCUGCUGUUAUGCUUGGGGAGCUGGAGCACUAUGACCUGGAUAUGGAUGAAAUUUUGGAUGUGCCUUAUAUUAAAUCAAGCCAGCAACUUGUUCCUUUUACAAAGGUAGUUCCUGAGAAAAAACUUUUGGGUGUGUCUUCAACAGUGAAUGGUCUUAGCAGCAAGACCUGCUCUGCAGGGAACACGGAGAGCUCGCCUGCUAACAGCAUGCAGUUCUAUGUGCUGUCUCCUGUGAAAGGCUCUCAGCUGAGAAAAACACAGCCUAUUGUCCUUGAUCAGCACAAGCAUUUAACAGAAGAAUUAGAGCUUUCCCAGCCUUUAGUGAAGUGUAGCUCAAUCCAUGAAUCCGAAGCCCAGGGUAAGGGCUUCCUCAGCAGGACAUUUGUUGAUCCUCAUGCUCACAAAACUGAGAAGACUAUGCCAAACUGCCAUCUGAGGACUUUCCACCUGCAGACAGCAGUGGCAGAAAACAAGCAGCUAGAGGAACUGAGUAUGAACUGGAACAGUGUAGGGGGCCCAGAAGAGAGGAGUGAAGAGGGAAAAAAAAUUAAGAGCAUCUUAAAUAUUGUAAAGGAAGGCCAAAUAUCUUUACUGCCACAUUUAGCUGCAGAUAAUCUGGAUAAGAUCCAUGAUGAGUGUGACAACAACCUGUUACAUGUAGCAGCAUCAAAGGGACAUGCAGAAUGCCUGCAGCAUCUCACUUCUUUGAUGGGUGAAGAUUGUUUGAAUGAACGAAACAUUGAGCAGCUAACUCCAGCUGGAUUAGCAAUAAAGAAUGGCCAGCUGGAGUGUGUUCGAUGGAUGGUCAGCGAAACAGAAGCUAUUGCAGAAUUAAGUUGCUCAAAAGACCACCCAAGCCUUAUUCAUUAUGCAGGUUGCUAUGGCCAGGAGAAAAUCCUUCUGUGGCUUCUUCAGUUCAUGCAAGAACAGGGCAUUUCACUGGAUGAAGUCGACCAGGAUGGAAAUACUGCUGUUCACAUAGCUGCUCAACAUGGCUAUCUAGGAUGCAUACAGACAUUGGUUGAAUAUGGAGCAAAUGUCACCAUGCAAAAUCAUGUGGGAGAGAAACCCUCACAAAGUGCUGAACGACAUGGGCACACCAUGUGUUCCCGCUACUUGGUAGUUGUGGAGACGUGUAUGUCAUUGGCCUCUCAGGUGGUCAAGCUAACUAAGCAGCUGAAGGAGCAGACAGUGGAACGUGUUACAUUACAGAACCAACUCCAGCAGCUUUUAGAAGCCCAGCGGCCAGAGGGCAAGUCACUGCCCACGUCCCCAAGCUUACCAUCAUCUCCUGCUUCUGGCAAACCCCCAUGGAAACCGUCUGAAGCAGAUGACUUGUCUCCACCGAAAAGUAAAUUAAAUACCCAAGAUGGGAUUCAUAUUCUUGGCAGCUUGGGAACUUCUAGUCGCACUCGAGCCAAGACAAAAGAUGAAGACUCAGAUAAAAUCUUGCGCCAGUUGUUAGGGAAGGAAAUCUCUGAAAAUGUCUGUACACAGGAAAAGCUGACUUUGGAAUUUCAGGAUGCUCAUGCAUCCUCCAAGAACGUGAAGAAGAUUUUGCCAGAGAAGAGGGAGCUGAAGUUAGCCAGACUGAGGCAACUGAUGCAGAGGUCACUUAGUGAGUCUGAUACAGACUCAGCUAAUUCUGAGGACCACAAGAACACCCCUAUGAAAAGAACUGACAAACCAAGGCCUCAGCCCAUAGUGGAGAGUGUUGAGAGCGCAGAGAGUUUGCACCUGAUGAUUAAGAAACAUACUUCCGGAGGAGGACGCCGCUUCCCUUUUGGUAUCAGGGUCUCCAAGUCUGUGGAUGGACACAGUCCUUCCCCUACUUCAGAGAACAGUGAUCCGGACAAUGAAGCCCCUUAUCAGCCUGGUACUGUACCUCAGAGCCAGUUUUGUGGAGAUAACUCUCCAUCCAGCAUGGAGGCUGCUCAAAAGGUUGCCACCAGCCCUAAGAGUGCUCUCAAGUCUCCAUCUUCAAAGCGCAGAACCUCCCAAAACUUGAAACUCCGAGUAACUUUUGAGGAGCCUGUAGUGCAGGUGGAGCUAGCAGAACCAGAACUAAAUGAGGAAAAGGAUAAGGAGCGGGGCAAAGGACUUGUGCGGUCUCCACCUGCUUCUGGUGAGACAGCAGGGGAUCAGCUAAAAAGGCCUUUUGGAACCUUUCGGUCCAUAAUGGAGACACUGAGUGGCAACCAAAAUAACAACAACAACUGUCAAACAGCUAACCUGAUCAAAACCUCAUCUACACUGCCUUUUGCCUCAUUAGGAAGGAAGACAGCAGACAGCAAGGGAAAUCCAGCAGCUCUCACAAAAGGAAGAAACAAGCCAGGUCCUUACUUCAGCUACACCAAUCUUUCCUGUAGCAUGCUGAAUGAAGAACUUCUGUGUAACUAUGCUUGGCAUGAUGACAUCAAUGGGAAAAGCGAGAAACUGAACAGUCAAAAGAUUACUGAAGAGCCAGAGCUGCAGGAAUUUUUCCUCUAAACCACAUCUCAACAUGUCUCACUUUGUUUGAAAUAUAUCCUUUUUGAAAAACUAAUAUGAGACAUGUCCCUCACCAGCAAAACAGCAGCUGUUAGGAUGCCUUAAUUUGUAGCAGUUAGACCAUAUACAAAACUUUUUUAUGAUAUAUGUGUAUAUCUAACUUGUUUGUAAGCUGUGCUGUGUAAAGGCAUGGGUGAGCAAAAGUAACAAUUUGAAAAUUGUUAUGACACAGGCAACCUCCAAAAUGUUUGUUGGGCCACAGAACACAUUUUGUACUUUGUGUCUUGCAUGGGUAUAUUGUCAUAUAUCUUUAUUCCCCUUUGUCAAUGGCAUAUACUGUCAAAGUUUCAGCCAGGACUCUGCCUGCUCAGCUUCUCAGUGAGACCAAGGCAAAAGCAUUGAUUUUUUGAGUAUGUUUUGUCUGUUGUUAUUUCUAUUUUUUGUAAAAAGGAAAUAAAGAUGAUGUUAAUAGGA
This is a messenger RNA of Neopsephotus bourkii (Bourke's parrot), 3548 nucleotides long. RefSeq names its product synuclein alpha interacting protein (gene SNCAIP). The transcript is spliced from 12 exons. Lineage: Eukaryota; Metazoa; Chordata; Aves; Psittaciformes; Psittacidae. The coding region runs from base 186 to 3074 and encodes 962 amino acids. The record is from RefSeq and is a predicted model, not a curated record. Gene Ontology annotation, molecular function: ubiquitin protein ligase binding.